AUGGCAAAAAAAACAAGAGAAGAGUUAAUUGAAGAUUUUCAAUCAGAAUUGAUUGAUUUAGUUUCCAUGACAAUUGAAGUCGAGGGAUAUUCCAAGUCUUUAGAGUAUCACCCUGAGAUGGAAGAUUUGCCGCAAAGAUUGCAUUUCAUCCUUCCCGAAUACUCUACAUACUAUCUAAUAAUUACUUACAAAGUGAAAAGCAGAGCAUUAAAGAAACUCACUUAUUCUCAAGUAGUUAAGAAACAUGGCAUUCCUUUUGCAUCAAGAGACUUGCACAUGAAUGAUCAUGCUGAGGUUAACACUGAAGAAAAACCAACUCAUCUGGUCCGCUUCCCUCCCGAUAAAUUACCCGGUGGUCGUUUAAUCAGAGGUACUUAUCCUGCCCAUUCCAAAUUCUAUGAAGAGGGUAAGACAAUUUUCAGUUGUGAUUGGCUAAUUGAAGUUGUCAAAAAGGACGAGCAACCAAGAAUUGGUGGUUUCAACUAA
Molecule: messenger RNA, 486 nt
Organism: Hyphopichia burtonii NRRL Y-1933
Lineage: Eukaryota; Fungi; Ascomycota; Pichiomycetes; Serinales; Debaryomycetaceae
Exons: 1
Coding region: 1-486 (161 amino acids)
Biological process (GO): Rho protein signal transduction
Cellular component (GO): cytosol; membrane; cytoplasm
Molecular function (GO): protein binding; Rho GDP-dissociation inhibitor activity
Source: RefSeq, a predicted model, not a curated record